CUCUAUCCAGCGGAAGUGCACUUCCGAACAGGUGAUACCGUGCGGCUCACGUGUGAUGUGAAGGGGCAUCCAAAAGCGGUUGUCAAGUGGAACGUGGCGCCUGCCUUGAGGGAUCGCGUGCACAUAAAUGGCUCCACACUGACUCUUCAUAAUGCCACGGCAGGAGAUGAACUGCAAGAACUCUCUUGCAUGGCAUCCAAUGCGGCGGGCAGCGACGUGAAGACAGCGACACUUCAGUACGUGGAUCCUCCGAAGAUCACCGUUCGCGAGGGCCCCGUUGUCACCGUCGUCAAAGGUUCGAACAGGGCACUCUCAUGCGUCGCUUCCGGCACGCCGCGGCCGCAGGCGCGCUGGUCCAAAGGUGGCCUGCCGGUCGCGAAAGGACUGCAGCCGGAUGGCUCGCUGCUCAUCGCCGGGGCAGGCGAGGCUGACGCCGGUGACUAUACCUGUGACGCCGUCAGUCCAGGCGGCACGGACAGCUACACCGUACGGGUCUACGUACUGCGUAAGUAA
This is a messenger RNA of Dermacentor andersoni, 513 nucleotides long. The record is from RefSeq and is a predicted model, not a curated record. Lineage: Eukaryota; Metazoa; Arthropoda; Arachnida; Ixodida; Ixodidae.